AUGUCAAACACCACGGAUAAGGCACGCUUCUUUUUAGAGAAGUCGGUGCCGGAGUUGAAGGAGUUUGAAAAGAAAAAGAUCUUCAGCAAGGAGGAGAUCACGUCGAUCAUCAAGAAACGGUCCGACUUUGAACACAAGAUCAAUGCCCGUGGUGCGCAAUCCAUCGACUUUGUGCGCUAUGCCCAGUAUGAAAUGAAUCUCGACAAUCUGCGGCGCAAGAGAGUGAAGCGGCUGGGAGUCAGAUCGACCGGGUUUUCGGGGCAGCGACGGAUCUUCUUCGUCUUGGAUCGGGCCACGCGGAAGUUCCCUGGGGAUAUCGGAUUGUGGGUUCAGUACAUCGAAUACGCCCGCCAGCAGAAGUCAUACAAGAAGCUCUCCAUGAUCCUCACAGAUGCGCUGCGUCUCAACCCUACGAACGUGGAUCUGUGGCUCUAUGCGGCGCAAUACUCACUGGACGAACAUGCGGACAUGACCCAGUCGCGGAGCUACAUGCAACGGGGGUUGCGAUUCUGCAAGAGUUCGAGGAAGUUAUGGUUGCACUAUGCCAAGUUGGAAUUGAUCUACAUUGCCAAACUCUUUGCCCGACAGCGGAUCCUGGGUCUCGACCGCGAGAUUGAAGCGCCCAAGGAUCAGGGCGCUUCCCUGGACGACCCCGAUGCCGAUAUGAUUGCGAUGCCGCAGAUCACCGAGGAGGAUAUCAACCCCACCGCUGGCGGUACGGACGAGGCCAACCAGCAGGCACUGCAGACCCUCAGCGCGACGCCGGCCCUCACUGGUGCUAUUCCUCUGGCCAUCUUCAACACAGCACUGAAGCACUUCGACAACGAUGACCGGUUCGGCCAUGAGUUUUACGACAUGACUCUGGAGUUCGAGGAUCUGCCCUGUCUGCGCCGGAUCCUCGAAGAGGUGGUGGAGACGAUGCGGGCGACGAAACCCGCCAGCCCCCACACGCAGAUCUGCUACAUCCGGCUCCCGACCGCUGGGAUUCGGGUCACCUCAGCCGAGUUCCCGCGGGCAUUGGGCGCGUCUCUGGGACGCCUCAAGGAGAGUCAAAACGACCCUCGGGUCGCGAAGGAGGUCAUCGGCUGGCUGCAACCCAUUGCGCAGACCGAGAACCUGGAUCCUGCACUGCAGACGGUCCUUUCUAUCACCAUCCAGAACGCGGAGCGGGUCCUUCCCACGGCGUAA
Molecule: messenger RNA, 1188 nt
Organism: Aspergillus candidus
Lineage: Eukaryota; Fungi; Ascomycota; Eurotiomycetes; Eurotiales; Aspergillaceae
Product: snoRNA-binding rRNA-processing protein UTP6
Exons: 2
Coding region: 1-1188 (395 amino acids)
Biological process (GO): maturation of SSU-rRNA from tricistronic rRNA transcript (SSU-rRNA, 5.8S rRNA, LSU-rRNA)
Cellular component (GO): small-subunit processome; Pwp2p-containing subcomplex of 90S preribosome
Molecular function (GO): protein binding; snoRNA binding
Source: RefSeq, a predicted model, not a curated record